Molecule: messenger RNA, 282 nt
Organism: Orycteropus afer afer
Lineage: Eukaryota; Metazoa; Chordata; Mammalia; Tubulidentata; Orycteropodidae
Gene: HIGD1A
Product: HIG1 hypoxia inducible domain family member 1A
Exons: 3
Coding region: 1-282 (93 amino acids)
Biological process (GO): mitochondrial respirasome assembly; negative regulation of apoptotic process
Cellular component (GO): mitochondrion
Source: RefSeq, a predicted model, not a curated record
AUGUCAUCCAACACAGAUGUUUCUCUUUCUUCAUAUGAUGAAGAUCAGGGAUCCAAACUUAUCCGAAAAGCUAGAGAGGCACCGUUUGUCCCUGUUGGAAUGGCGGGGUUUGCAGCAAUUGUUGCAUAUGGAUUAUACAAAUUGAAGAGCAGGGGAAAUACUAAAAUGUCCAUCCACCUGAUCCACAUGCGGGUGGCAGCCCAAGGCUUUGUUGUAGGAGCAAUGACUGUUGGUAUGGCCUAUUCCAUGUAUCGGGAAUACUGGGCAAAACCUAAGCCUUAG